AUGACAGAAAACGCCAGUCAGCAACAGCUCGACAUCAAAGAUGAAUAUGAGCUUUGGAGGAAAAACUGUAAAUACAUGUAUGAGUUCAUCAAUGAGACUGCUCUUACAUGGCCAUCCCUCACUGUCCAAUGGCUACCUACUCUGGAAACAACCGACGUGAUAAACGCCAGAUUGCUUCUUGGAACCCAUACAUCUGGAGAAGCCCAAGACCACUUGAAGGUGGCAUCAACUCAAUUGCCAAUCAAGGGCUCCGAUAAGAAAAUCUCAUCAAAGAUCAAAAUCACACAAAAGAACCCUGAUAUCAUCGCAACUAUCAAUGGAAGUGGUGAGCUUGACUUCUACGAUUUGAGCAAGAAUGAAAAGUUUGGCCAUGUGGCUCCUCACACGGAAAACGGUUACGGCUUGUCUUGGAACAGAUUUAAAGAUGGCUACUUGCUUUCCUCGGCCGACGAUCACACUGUCGCCUUGACCAAUGUGUCUGAUAUUGAAAAUAAUGGUGGCCUUGUGCACAAGUUCCUGAACCAUAAAGAUAUUGUGAAUGAUGUCAAAUGGCACCAUUUUGACGAAAACCUCUUUGGAUCUGUCUCAGACGACAAGCAGUUGCUACUAUUCGAUAUUCGUACGCCUGAGAAGCCCGUGCAGACAUUCUAUAACGAAGACUCCAAGGGAAUCAAUUCGCUUUCGUUCUCGCCAUUUUCUCGCAAUCUCCUCGCCCUAGGCAACACCAACUCCAAUAUCAAUCUUUUAGAUUUGAGAAAUCUUUCAUCCACCCCACUUCACACCAUGAUGGGCCACGGAGAUGCUAUCACAUGUCUUGAAUUUUCGCCACACAAAGACGGAAUCAUUGCCUCAGGAUCCCAGGACAGAAGAGUGAUUCUUUGGGAUUUGGCCAAAAUCGGCGAGGAGCAGACCCAGGAGGAUGCUGAAGACGGAUGCCCUGAAAUCUUCAUGAUGCAUGCUGGUCAUACCGGUGGUGUCACGGAUCUCAGCUGGUGUCCAUUCGAUGACUGGACGCUUGCCUCAGUGGCAGAUGACAAUAUCGUUCAUUUGUGGGAGGUGAGUCUGUCUUUGAUCAAGGACACCCCAGCGGCUCCAAAGGACAGUGAAUUGGAGUAA
Candidozyma duobushaemuli is the source of this 1116-nucleotide messenger RNA. It is a transcript of the gene HAT2, whose product is annotated as Hat2p. The coding region runs from base 1 to 1116 and encodes 371 amino acids. The transcript has 2 exons. The record is from RefSeq and is a predicted model, not a curated record. Gene Ontology annotation, cellular component: Rpd3L complex; cytoplasm; Rpd3L-Expanded complex. Lineage: Eukaryota; Fungi; Ascomycota; Pichiomycetes; Serinales; Metschnikowiaceae. Gene Ontology annotation, molecular function: histone binding. Gene Ontology annotation, biological process: regulation of gene expression.